AAGCCGAUCAGCUGAUGUAAAAGAAACAACAUCUAAAAGGGUCUGACACAACACAUCACCGCUAGCGGACUUUCUGACCAGCGUUAGCUACAUGAGGCAGUCUGCGCCGAGGCGUUAGAUAAUGUUCGUGUCUACUUUCAGACUGUCGAGGCAGCUUUUAAGUUAACGUCGUCCGCCGGACUGGUAGCAACUAGGUCGGCCGACUGAAAUGAAGCUUGUUUGUGUGUCCAGAAGCUCUUCUCUUUGUGUGGCCGGUAUAGCGAACGGUUGUUUAUUGUUGUUUACUCGUGGGGUAUAUUUUUAGGCCAUAUGACAAGCACACCGGGUUACUUUUAAGUAGAAACUGACAAUUAUUUAGCCAGAAAAUAGACACAGGGCAGCUAAUUCCAGCUAGCAAACUGCUACCAAAUCAUAUAGUGUGUUAAAUACUUGUCUGGACGAGUGUAUUUAAAAACGAGGAGUGCUUAAUUAUACACUAGAAAUUCUCAAGCAGUACAAAGGUGCUCGUUUGAACAUUUUAUACUAUACGUGACAGAUUUGUUCAUGAGUUGUUUGGAGGACUACAAAGAAAAGUUACAUGACAUCCAGUAUCAAAGAUUUACUUGACAGUGCCAAAGCCUCGUGUCCUCGGCGUUUGUUUUGCAAUCUCAGUUGCUCACGGUUUUACUUGAAGCCAUAGCUCCUGCGUGUUAUCGACACCACUGGUACUGGACUGACCUGUCAGGACUGACAUGAGUGGUCAAGGUCCAGCAGUAGAUAAAGGAAUGAACACAGUCCUAGUCUGCCAGGAAAGCUACGCCUGUGGGGGUUCAGAUGAGGCUGCCUUCGAAUGUGAUGAGUGUGGCAGCUUGCAGUGUGCCCGCUGUGAGCUGGAGCUCCACCGCCAGGAGCGCAUGAAGAACCACGACCGGGUCCGGAUCGCCCCGGGCCACGUUCCCUUCUGCGACUCCUGCAAAGGUGACAGCAGCUGCUCCGUCAGGCUGAGAGCGGCGGUGCGCUGCCAGGGCUGUAAGAUCAACCUGUGCUUGGAUUGCCAGAAACGCACCCACAGCGGAGUCAACAAGAGGAAGCACCCUCUGGCGCCGUACCCUCCUGCCAAAACUGCACAGGAGAACAGUUCGACGUCCGGGGAGUCGGAGAUGGAGAUCCUGAAAUCCAAGCUGGAGAAGGUGUCCAGCUUCCUGUUAGUGGAUGAGAAGGAGGAGAUGCAGGUGAAGGAUGAGGAGGACUUUGUUGACAGACUGGGCUGCAGACCAGAUGAGCUCCUCAAGGUGGUUUCCAUCUUUGGAAACACCGGAGAAGGAAAAUCCCACACCCUCAACCACACUUUCUUUCUUGGCAGAGAAGUGUUCAAGACCUCCCCCACGCAGGAGUCCUGCACUGUUGGUGUUUGGGCAGCCAUGGACCCUCUGCACUGGGUCGUAGUCCUCGACACAGAGGGACUGCUCGGCGCUGGAGCGAAUCAGGGUCAGCGAACACGCCUGCUCCUCAAGGUCCUGGCUAUUUCUGAUGUCGUUAUUUAUCGAACUCAUGCUGACCGUCUCCAUGACGAUCUCUUCAAGUUCCUCGGCGAUGCAUCAGACGCCUACUUGAAACAUUUCAGCCGGGAGUUGAAGGCGACUACCACCCGCUGUGGUUUGGACGUCCCGUUGUCCACUCUGGGCCCUGCAGUGAUUAUCUUCCAUGAGACUGUUCACACCAAGCUACUAGGAUCAGACAAGCCAUCUGAAUCGGCCGAUCGGCUGCUCCAGGAGCGUUUCAGGAAGCUGGGCCUGUUUCCAGAAGCGUUCAGCUCCAUCCAGUACCGUGGGACUCGGACCUACAACCCUCCCACGGACUUCAGUGGCUUACUGCGCAGCCUGGAGCAGCAGCUGGACAACAACACCACCCGCUCGCCACGUUCUGCCAGCGUCAUCUACAAGGCUCUGCAAGCCCUGAGUGAGCGCUUCAGUGGGGAGAUUUCAGACGACCACAUGACUAGCAACUCCUUCUUUCCAGACGAGUACUUUACCUGCUCCAGCGUCUGCCUCAGCUGCGGAUCAGGCUGUAAGAGGAGCAUGAAUCACCUAAAGGAAGGAUUCGACCACGAAGCCAAACAUCGCUGCCGCUACUCGGCGCAGUACGACAAUCGCAUCUACACUUGCAAGGCGUGCUAUGAAGGAGGAAAGGAGGUAAUAGUGGUUCCCAAAACGACGGCCUCGUCUGACUCACCGUGGUUUGGCUUGGCCAUCUACGCUUGGUCCGGAUAUGUCAUUGAGUGUCCGAACUGUGCAGUGAUCUACAGGAGCAGGCAGUACUGGUAUGGAAACCAGGACCCGGUGGAAACAGUGGUCAGAACAGAGAUCCAGCACAUCUGGCCUGGGUCGGAUGGUUUUUUGAAAGACAACAACAAUGCUGCUCAGAGGUUGUUGGAUGGAGUCAAGUACAUCUCUCAGUCCGUGUCUGAACUCAGCGUCAAGCCUGCCAAAGCCGUCACUUCAUGGCUCACCGACCAGAUUGCUCCAACUUAUUGGAAAGCCAACUCCCUUAUUCUGAAAUGCCAUAAAUGCGGAGAGGAGUUCCAGCCCAACGACGCCAAGCACCACUGCCGCGCCUGCGGAGAGGGAUUCUGUGACGCCUGCUCUUCCAAAACCAGGCCGGUCCCGGAGAGGGGCUGGGGCCUCGCACCUGUCAGAGUCUGCGACGCGUGUUUCCACAACAGGGGAAUCCCGACAGAGCUGCUGGAUGCUGCCUUGGAGGAGGAGGGAAGCACUUUGAUAGCGCGGAAGGUCGGCGAGGCGGUUCAGAACACUUUCGGGGCUGUAGUGGGUGCCAUCGACAUACCUUUCGGCCUGGUGAAGGACGCCGCUCGCCCGGCCUACUGGGUCCCAGAUCAGGACAUCCACUCCUGCUGCGAGUGCCAAAGGGAGUUCUGCCCACGCCUCUCCAUCCACCACUGUCGCUCCUGCGGCCAGGGCGUGUGCGACGAGUGCUCCCAGGAGCGGCGCCCCGUGCCGUCCCGCGGUUGGGACCACCCAGUGAGGGUCUGCAACACCUGCAACCAGAAACCCGGGGAACUCUAGCACGAAGGGAAGGCGGAACCUCGGAGCGGGAACGGUCGCCCUUAAUCACGGAGGCGUCGAGCUCUGGGAAAAACUGGAAGUGACGGCCUUCUGGGUCUAGCUAUUAAGCUUCACUUGGCAUUUUCUGGCUGUCUAGCCUGCGGCAGGUUAAGCUAAUGUGUACUUUUUUUUUUGGUUCCCCGCGGGGGGAAUUUGAGUUGACACAGCUGCAGCACAGGGAGUUAACAUCACAAAAGAUAUUUCCAUAAACCGGUGGACUCAU
This is a messenger RNA of Mugil cephalus (flathead mullet), 3324 nucleotides long. It is a transcript of the gene zfyve1, whose product is annotated as zinc finger, FYVE domain containing 1. Gene Ontology annotation, molecular function: zinc ion binding. NCBI's taxonomy places the organism in Eukaryota, Metazoa, Chordata, Actinopteri, Mugiliformes, Mugilidae. The record is from RefSeq and is a predicted model, not a curated record. The transcript is spliced from 12 exons. Bases 732 to 3062 code for a protein of 776 amino acids.